AUGAACCUACACCAUUACUUCUUUAUGAUCAGUUAUCACAACAACUGUAACAAUUAAUCAACGAAAAAUAUGUUAUUAUUGAUGGUGAAAAAUUUAAUAUUAGGUUUCAAUUAUUUAAAGCUGAUCUUCCAUACCGGUCACUUUCAAUAUAUGUAUCAAACAACAUAAUGGCUACUACUGUUGUUCUAAUUGUCUUCAGUAUGGAAAAACUUAUGAUGGUCCAAAUGUUUAUUAUCCUUAUACUGAUACAUAUCCAACUCGUUCACAUGGUGAUUAUAUUAGUUCAUCUGCUGAAGCUGAACGAAAUCAAAAUCAAAUUUCUGUUUUUGGUAUACAUAGAAAGUCUCCAUUAUUAUCAUUAUUUGUUAAUGUACAAAUAAAUUGUCCAUUUGAUUAUACAUGCAUCUAUGUUGUAGGUAACAUUCAAGAUGUUGUUACUGUUGAACCACUUCUUGAUGACUAUCGAAAAAAUGUUUCUGUUGUGUAUGGAGAUAAAAAACUUCAGCUAUACAGUUUACAUGCUCAUAGAUAUCUUGUUCAACAAGUAUUAUCACAUGGAGCUUUAUUUACUCAUGGAUGUUUUGGCGAUGAAAGCUUCUUAGGUAUAUUAAAACGAAGCAGAAGAAGUAAUAUAAGAAUUCCUUAUCAAAUAUUCAAAUCGUAUUUAUUACGUGAUUCUCAAUACGCUGAAGAACAAACAACAAUCACUGUUAAUAAUAUAUUUGUAGAUGAAAAAGUCUAUGAUACUUCCUAUUUAAAUCAAGACGUUUAUCGAGAUUACUUCACUAACUUUAGAAACUUGUGCCAAGUUCAAUUCAACGAAACAGUAGAUAAUACUUUUUCUUUAUGUAGUCGUUUUCAACGUGGAAUUAUUAAAUUUAGUUCAUUAUUAUAUAGUCGAAUAGGUUCACAACUAACCAAUAUUGUUUUUUUGAAAUAUCCUCAAUGUUUUGCAAAGAAAAAUAAAUGUUUUGGUAUUAUCAUUUGGUAUUUCAAAUAUAAAUCAACCAACUAUGCAUUCCUUAAACAACUAAAGUGUACUGAUAAUGUUAUAAGAACCACACGCACCGAUCAACUUGGUAAUGUUGCUCAUGCAUUUGUUGAUCGUUUUUAUAGCAUUGUCGAUAUUAAAACAUUUGAACUUUGCUUUAUACGUGUAGAAGAUAUUUUGCAUCAAUGUAUAGUUAUUCCGUUUUAUGACUUGCAUUUAUUUUCUGAAGUUCUUUGUGCUUAUGAGCAUGAUUAA
Messenger RNA from Rotaria sp. Silwood1, 1246 nucleotides. NCBI's taxonomy places the organism in Eukaryota, Metazoa, Rotifera, Eurotatoria, Philodinida, Philodinidae. The record is from the annotation of a GenBank genome assembly.